This is a messenger RNA of Pyricularia pennisetigena, 2970 nucleotides long. RefSeq lists its product as uncharacterized. Gene Ontology annotation, biological process: chromatin remodeling. The record is from RefSeq and is a predicted model, not a curated record. The transcript is spliced from 2 exons. Gene Ontology annotation, molecular function: histone demethylase activity; protein binding. Gene Ontology annotation, cellular component: nucleus. The coding region runs from base 1 to 2970 and encodes 989 amino acids. Lineage: Eukaryota; Fungi; Ascomycota; Sordariomycetes; Magnaporthales; Pyriculariaceae.
AUGGAACCUGAUUCCGACUUCUUUGCAAACGCGCCGGAAGGUGCGAGGGACUACGUCAUCGGUGCACCUAGGAGUAUUCAGCAAUGGAUUCUGGAAAAGGUCCGCCACCAGCGAAAGACGAAAGAGAUCGAGCGACUGGAGGCCAAAUACAGAGUGGAAAUUGAGGCGUUAAAAACCCAGCUCGAGGAAGCCAGUUCUAGACAGAGCAAACGAGGAAAGCCUAUCGAAGUACAGCUGGUGGAGCAACAGGCCAUGCUCGAGAAACUCGGGGCCGAAAAUGAACGACUCAAACGUGAAAUGGAAGAGGUGAAGCGAGGGGCCAUGGCCACGAAAUCAUCGCCUGGCAGGUAUAGGCGUGACGAAGACCAAACGAAUACGGAAACUGCUUUGGGGUCUGCCUCAGCACCUGUGCCACCUAUGUCUAGUAGCGAGUCGGGGCAUAGUAGCGACACUAAUGGCAACACUCCUCCCCGUGGUGUGUCCGACCCGGUCGAAGCUGAUAUGCCCAAUGCCGCAUUCAGCAGCCCCGAGACCCGGUCGUCCACGAGCACUCCCCUCAGCAGCCCCUUCAAAAGCCCCUGUGAUCCGGCCAAUCGGCCCAGCAAAGAUACCCGGACGCAAACAUCAAUUAUUACUGCGGCCAUGCAGCCCGAGUUUCUGGGAAAUCAAGACCAGAAUAAUAAACAGGCCUUUGUCACUGCCGACCUGGGGGAAAAACUUGCUUCCAGCAUAGCUACCAAACUGGGUUCCAAAUUCUCUGGCGCGGUGCACAUCAAGGACUUCGAACCAAUCGACCCCGAAAGCUUGAAAAAAACCAUUAAUUUGCCACAAGAAGACUACGACCUCGUCGGUGUUGAAUAUAAGGACAGUUCCUUAAUUUUAUCUUCCCGCGGGUUUAAGGUUCCGGAUUUCUCCCGUCCGCCAUUAACGGACAUAAAUGCCAAAACUUUCAUCGAAAACCUAAUUGCUAAUCCUCCCAAAGGACACAUUCCAUACUAUGUCGGCCCAUCGCUUGCGUCAUGCCAACAAAAAUUCGACAACUUGUUACAUCCGGGCAAGCUUUCAAAACUCGUAGAUUUGAGGAAAGAAUCUGCCCAACCGGGGAUCAAUAAUGAUGGCCAUGUGGCCGGCGUCACGCUCCCGUAUUGGUUACUCGGCUCGGCUUUUUCAGGCACUGCAAUGCACCGCGAAGAUGCAAACUGGCGUUCGGCCAAUAUAACCUUGAUCGGGGAGAAGAUUUGGCUGCUUAUUGAUCCGGAUCACAGCAACAGGUUCGAACAUUUUGUUGCACGUUUGGUCGGAGAGAAACGGGGCUCAUCCCGCUGUGAUCAAUGGAUUCGCCAUCACAACUUACUUAUCGGGCCAAAUCAGCUUAGUGAAGAAGGUAUCGAAUUUCGCUUGUUGACGGCGGGGCCAGGCGACAUGGUCGUGACACAGCCAGGACAAUACCAUUUUGCGGUUAACAAGACAGCCUGUUUUGCAAUUGCUAUUAACAUCCUGUUGGAUGACGAAGAAUUAUUUCCUGAUCGCCGCGUACGCGUUUGCGAAGAGUGUGGGCUGAGUUUUGCAGCGAAUGAGAAUAUUGGCAACAUCGAAUUGUUGCCAGGCGCAAGCGAGCGCAAAUCUUUGCGACAUCAAACGCGAUUACAAAAGGCACAACAGAGCCCAAGCAGCGCUCCGCAAAAAGUGCCAACGAGGACCUCUAAAAGGUUUGCCGCAGAGGCGACUGAACAACCAUUAGCAAAGAAACCAAAGGAUGGGCCGACUUCGGAUGACCUAGCCGACUUUCUGUUCAACUCCGAUGCUCUUAACCGGUUUCAGGAACUUCUUACUGCCUGGAGAGCCCGUGAUAAUGUACGGAGCUUUGCUGUUGGUGGAUUAGCUCCAUAUGAGAAGGUGGCCGCAUAUUACGAACUCGCUAGCCACUUUGACUCCAAGUCAGUUCUGACAGCGCUACUCGCUUGUGUUGCCCGGAUCCAAACCUUCAAAGAGAUGAAUAAAACAAAAGAGGGCAGGAAAAAUCUGCCUCCGGGUACGCUGGAAAAGUUUCACAAACUCUCAAGAACCAAGGUCGAAUUUUCGACUUUUCGUUCACACAUCUUUAACGCUCGGAAUUUCGAUGAGAUCCUCGGAAGUCUGGUGGUAUUUUUGCCGUUUCAAGGCAAUGGUGAGAUCUCUAUGCGGCAAUUUGAAAGAGGGUGUACGCCAAACUUCCGGAGGUGCCUGAAGUCCCGCCCCCAUUUCGAAUUAUUUCAGCAACUGGGACAAACUUUUGUGGAUUCGAUUUUGGAAGGCAGCGGAUACCAAAUGACGAUAUUUGAAUGUGUCCCUACCAAGCCAGAGCUGUCAAAGCUGCCUCUGGAGUGCCAAGUUCAAUUGCUCAAGGUCGGCUAUAUACAAGAAAACUUGAGCGAAACCCCCAAUUGGCAAAAGCCCGAAGAUUGGCUCUGGGACUGGCCCCUACCCCCGGAUUGGCUGCCACCAGGUUGUAAAUGCAUGCUCUGCAAACAUUCAAACUGCACAUGCAUCCAAAGAUAUACUACCUGCGAAGGGCUUCAUGUCAGCCACUAUGGCAAAAAGGGUUUUGGCAUCCGGGUUACCCAAUUUUACGGGCGACGUCAUGUGUUUGGGGAACUUGUCGGGAAUCUCGUUAAACCGGGUUCCUUUUCUGAUGGCAUGGGUUUGGUAUUUGCCAGGGAUGAUCUGGAUGGACAGCCUGUGACUGCACAGCUAUAUACCGGAGAUAAAGGGAACAUUUUUCGGUUUAUCAACCACCGAUGCUGUUCUCCCGCGGUCAAGAUUGAGGGUAUGAGAAUAUCUGGGAAGUACCGGAUGAUGGUUGUUUCAGUGAGGGAUGUAACUGCGGGAGAGGAGCUCACUGCAAAUUGGGGGUGCGGUUUUGUAGAGGGUACGUGUUUGUGUGAAGAUUGUGAGAACAAUCAGGAUAAGGAAGGAACUGUUGGAGUAUAA